Messenger RNA from Styela clava, 1649 nucleotides. RefSeq lists its product as uncharacterized. The record is from RefSeq and is a predicted model, not a curated record. Lineage: Eukaryota; Metazoa; Chordata; Ascidiacea; Stolidobranchia; Styelidae.
GGACAAGGUUUUAUUUUCGGGGAAACGCGGUAGUAAGCAGUGGCAUUGACACAACUUGAAGAACUGUAUGGAAGGUACCGGACUUCAGUGCUGCCAGUAUGCAAACAUUAACGCCCGAGAGAAUUUUCAAUAAAUCAAAUCACUCUGUGCACAGGAACACAGUCGAACGCAUCAGUUGUGACCGACUUCUAAAAUCAGGAUGGAACUUACAAAAUUACUAUUUUGUCUUUUCUCCUUAUGGAUAUUCACUGAUUGCUAUGCAUCUGUUGACGAUGAAAAAUGUGGCAUGACUCCGAGAGCAGAUAUAGAUUGGAAAAAGGUUCCUACCUUCUGGUAUCUGUCAUAUUACUCUCCGAAUCCCAUAUUUUCUGAAGUCGUUUCGUGUCAAGCUUCUUAUCUUUACAAAAUUGUUGACGAAGGACCCGAAAGUUACGCUGUCUUUCAUGGAAAAGAUUAUUACUAUAAUGGUAAUACUCCAGAACAGUACGAACUUUCAUUCAAGCAUGCCGGUCAAGGACCAGGCCUUUAUUAUUGGACCUCGGCAAACAAUAGCAUUGUGGACGCAGGAUCAAAGGUAUCCUCUACUAGGUCGUACAACAAAGAACGUACCGAGCUCGAAGAAAUGGAGAUGCAAAUAGCAGUAGACGUAAUGGCAACGGAUUAUUCUACCUAUUUAAUCGAUAUCUCUUGCAAUAAACAUACGGGAGAAAAACAAAUAGUUCUUGUAUUCACAACGAAUCCCGAUCCAACGGCAGAGGAAUUUCUGAAUGUUCGCCGAGCCUUGAUUGACCUCAAUGUGACUGAAACUCUGGCUGCAACCCAAUGUGCUUCUUCACCAGCAAUAGCUGACUUCGCCAAAUUGAAAAUGUAGCAUACAUUUCGAAAUACUCAGUUUAAUAAUACAAAAAGAAACAUGAUCAAUUGCUACCCAAGAGACUGAAAGAUAUAUAUAUAUAUAUAUAUACUCAUCAGCAACAAGAUUUUUCGGAAUAUUACAGGAUUUGGUUAAUUAAAAGUUCAUUUUUAAAUAUAUUUUAAAUCUGCAACUUUUGACAAAGUGAAAUUGUGGUGCAAUGGUGCAGUGUACAGGGCUUCUCGACUAUUUUCUUUAUCAAAAAUCCGUGAACAAAACUUAAAAAUGGCUGGGGCCCGGUAGUUUUAGAAAAUAUAUUUGAUAUGCAAACAGAACUUCAAAUGCAGUAUGAAACCAAAUACACGAACGAUGCUCAAUUAUGUGGUUACGAAUGUUGCGCAUGGGUAUACCGGCACCUCAAGACCUUAGUUUUCUAGCUUUGCGUCGAAUUUGCUAACAUAAUCGACAAAUAACGGACAAAAUAUUAAUAAAAAAAAGUAAAAGCCUUUUAGCAAACUCAACCACGCACUAAAAAUUCGAAACACAGUAUAUUAAUUGAUGCGAAAAAAUGAUUUUUCUGUACAACAAUACCACAGGACCACAGCAAUCUAGCAAAAUGUAUCAAAGGCCCAUUGCGUGUCUACUAACAAAGUUAUUUAUCUGUCGUCAGAUCCAUGAAUUACACUUAAUUCUUUGAAUCUCGGUUCCAAAUUGGUGAAGGUAUACUGGUAGCUGGUACAACUAUCAAAAUUUUCCAAAAAUAAAGUGACGCUAAUAUUUCCUACCUUGAAACCUC